Yamadazyma jaroonii is the source of this 1404-nucleotide messenger RNA. NCBI's taxonomy places the organism in Eukaryota, Fungi, Ascomycota, Pichiomycetes, Serinales, Debaryomycetaceae. The record is from the annotation of a GenBank genome assembly.
AUGGAAGAUACUAAGGUCAAACUAAUCACAGAGGAUAUAUUAAGCAGGUCCUCUGCACAACCGAUUUAUUUGACUUCCAUCGAAAUCAAUGGAGGUGAACUCUUCUCAAACAAUUUUUUCAAGAAGUCAAUAUCACCACUUAUCGAAUCAAGAGAUUUGACAUUCAAAAGAUUGAUUGAGAAUAUCGAUUCCAGUUAUGAAAACUUAAGCAGCAUUGGUAUUUUCAAAGAUAUAAAAUUUCUGUUGGUGGAAGACUAUUCGAAUGUAUUACCAGAGAUCAAAAACUACAAUUUCAAGAAUGAUAAUGUCAUCAAAACUAAAGUCAAGAUUGAUUUAUUAUUGAAGCGAUUGAAUGUUGGAGAGUUAAUGAUCGAUUUGAGCAAUGACAUUCCUUUGAAUGUCAAACUCAAUUACUUGAACUAUAACUUCAAUGCUAACAAUGAGAUAUUGAAUAUAUUGGUCAAUUACAACCCCUAUAAACCUCAAUACUUGUUCACAAAAUUCGAGUUGAUGAAACACCUAAGUUCACGUUGGAGCUUCGAUAUGAACUUUCAGAAUAACAAAGAGAGUUUGAGCUAUUUGAAUAAUAAAGAGAACAUUAUGGGUGGAUCUUUCGGCUUGAACUAUACCUUAUCCAGCACUAAGAUGUUGAUCGGAUUAUCCAUGUUCAAGAAAAAAAUUGAAUCAGUUGCUGCCUCAGACGUUUAUUUCAAAAACUCAUUAUUUUUUAACUUAGACUACAAUCAAUUGUUAUUUUUGAACGGCAAGAAGAACUUCCCAGUCAAAGGUUUCAGAGUAGAUCUCAGCAACGAAAUCAGCUCGAUUGACAAUUCGAACCCUUUCAUCGAUUCGAAACAAGACCCUGAACUAGAAAAAGCCGCCGCAUCAAAUCUGAACGCCAACCCGAAUUUAUUCAACAAGCUCAAACUCAAAUCAGAUUUUUAUUACUCGGUCUUGAAUAACCAUUUGACAUUCAAUGUAUCCAACGAAUUCGGGCUAAUCAUGAACCCUAAUAAUUUGAAUAUUUACCCUAAUGACAAAUUUUAUAUUGGGGGUUUGAAUUCUGCAAACACCAUUAGCUCAAUCAAUUCAAUCGUCAAGAAGCACGAUACUAGUUUCGACAAUUUCUUCAGAAUUAAUUCAUUUAUCUAUUUUAAGUUACCAAAAUCCAUCCAUUCCUUGAGCAAUGAUCAAAAUCCUUUGAGAUUUUACACCAACUUCAUUUUUAAUAACUUCAAUGACUUCAACAUCUCUUCAGUAGGUUUUGGUUUGAGAUAUUUCAAUGAUUCUGCUAAUUUCAAUCUUGGUUAUUAUUUCAACUCAGUUAACUCGUUCAAUUCUUUUGGUUCGGUUAACAACGGUCUUCAAUUCAAUUUUUCAAUUGGAGGUUCUAAUAAGCAGUAA